CUUCCACUAAAAAAAAAAGCGGCGGCGGCGGCGGUGUGGAGAAGAAAGGACGGACGGUGAGAUGGCGACCGCAGGGAUUUCCGAGGCAAGCAGUGGCGAGUAUUCGUGCUUAAGAGAGGAGCUCUAUGAGGCUGCAAUCUUCGUGCUUGAGAGUAUACGCCGGAUCCAUGCCGGGGAGAACUCGGCGGAUCACGAUAAUCUGUUGGACUUGAAAUCGGAUAUGCUCCAGUUGUCGGAAAAGAUCACCCAUCUUGCCGAUUCUGAGACUCGGAAGAUGGAAGGGUCUGAAGCAAAGGGCAUAAUCCGGCCAGCGAGAGCCGGCGACGAGAGCAAAUUGGUGCUGAUGCAGAGCAAUAUUGGCGGCGGUGGCAGCUUCAAAUAUGGUGUACUCGCGGGGCACUUCGAUGACCUGUGGGACGACAUGCGCCAGCUAGCCUCAACAGAAUCGAAAUUUCUAGCGAUAUGCAUGUUUUCCUGUGAGUCCUUCGUACGCUGCUGCUCCACAUUGAAGUUCAUCUCUGCAGUUAUCAACAGGCUUGGUAAUUGGGUGCCAGAAUUGUCAGUGGCAAUGAAAUCUAUAAAGGAAGAUGUCCCCAAAGAGGCGGGGGCUGUGGAUGUGGAUGAAGAUGGGGAUGUGGAUGAGGAUGGGGACGUGGACGAGUAUGAGGAGGAGAAGAAGGCCGAGGAGUAUUAUUUCGCUGCCCAUCGUAGAUGCUGGGAAAGUAUAUACAGCAAGGGUCGCAGCUUUGAAGACCCAACAAUAUUCAGCUCCAUGCACUUCACCCACUACAUGCCAGGCCACUCUGGCCAAACUCCAAUGGGUGCUAGAUUCUUGAGGACCAUGCAGAUCUACUCCAUCAAUGUCACAGAAACCGAAGGCUUCGCCCUUGAGUGGCCUCUGGAGGUAUACGGCGUGGUCGCUGCCCGAGACAUGGUGGACUACCGUCGCAACCUUCUCUUCCUUCGCACUAGGGAUGACUGCCAAAUCCUUACGAAAGAGAAUCCCUUUUUGCACUUGACUGGCCCGUCUCGUGCAAUUAUGUCUGGGGACACUGUUACAAUUGAAGCUGAUCUAAAGCUAAAGGGCACAGUAAGGUCCAAAGAUAGAGUACUGAUCAGUAAAGCCUUCCCUUCUCAUGGUGAUAAUUAUGGUGAUCGUCGUGAUACACUUCUCCUUAAGGGCCUUUGCACAAUAGAGUUACAGUGUCAGCAUCUUGAACAAUCAGUCCAAGCCACUAUCCUCAGUGUCAGUGUAGUACAUGGCUCAUUGCCUUGUGAAAAUGGCAUUGUUUGUUAUGCACUUCUUGAGGACAAAACUGAAGCCAUUUUGUUGCUUGAUUCACAAGCUGGAAAAAUGCCCAUUGAUGAAGAGGGUAAUCUAGAGCUGUCAAGGCAAGUUGUUUCUGUAAAAUCAAUGGGUAGGCUUACCAUUUUUAUAAAGGCCUUGUCAGCAUGUGGAGAAAUCAGUGGAAGUGUUGCCUUCAUACCCAAAUCCAGCAACGUGAGUCAAGAAAGCUGUUCCAUUGGUGGAUGUGAAGUGGAGAUAACUGUUGCUUGGUCCCUUCUUGUUGAAAGCCAGCAUGUUAUAGAGCUGAAGGGAUCUGCAGACCCUUACGAACAUGAAUUAAAUCCAUGUACUCCUCGGAUGAAACUUGAGGAAGACGCUUUUUGAAGAUGGGUUAGCAUGUUCACUUUGUGAAAAUUAAGUCAUGCACUUUGUCCCUUCAGUUAACUUAUCUGCUACUUAUAUUUUUGUAAUGUUUCA
Molecule: messenger RNA, 1765 nt
Organism: Triticum dicoccoides
Lineage: Eukaryota; Viridiplantae; Streptophyta; Magnoliopsida; Poales; Poaceae
Exons: 3
Coding region: 62-1672 (536 amino acids)
Source: RefSeq, a predicted model, not a curated record